AUGUUUAAAAAUGAAGAAAUGUUAGUUGACAAUUGGAACGGUGAUGACUUGAUGGAAAUUAUGAAGCUACCUCGGGUGUGGGAAAAAUUAGACAUCGGGAUAGAAAUACAAGAACUUCAAUUAAAUCGAAUCGACGAGGUUCUUAAUUUGAUUAAGGAGAACUAUAUUUAUGAAGAACCCCUUAUGCAUGGCUGUCAGUUGUACCUUGAUGAUGAAUCUGUAGAACAGUACAUGUAUUUGUCGCGGUUUUGGAUAAUGGAUACUAUGUCCACCGUCGCCGUGGAUACGGAGACAGGCAAAGUAGUUGGAUUUUUGAUUUGUCGUUUUAAUGAGCUGUUUAAUGCCGAUGACUUAUACAGCAAAAAAAGGCUCUACCAAGGCAUUGGGUCAAAAUUAUUAGAGGUUGCUAUGUUCAAACAACUGCCCGAAUUUGAGUGGUUCGACACGAACGUGAUUGUCGCCAUUUUUACUAGCAAAUCUAGUCAAGAUUACGCUGAAUCCAUGGGUAUGGAAACCCUUUACGAGUUUAUGUAUGCCGGAUGGGUAUCCAAAAAUGCAUGGGGCGAAGAAGUGGCAUUUUUUAGCGAAAUGCAACCAGGAAAUUAUGUGGCCAAGGUGAUGGGUAGGAGAGUAGGGCCUCCUCUCGCCAUACGAUCCAUUAAUGACUUUGAAAGUGAGAUGGGUUCAGUUGACAAGCCCAAUGGCAAACAUAAAGGCGAUCAGGCCAAGGAAGAGGACGAAAAAGUUCAGGACGAAGCAUUCGAAAGAAACGAAUAA
This is a messenger RNA of Adelges cooleyi (spruce gall adelgid), 777 nucleotides long. RefSeq lists its product as uncharacterized. The coding region runs from base 1 to 777 and encodes 258 amino acids. Gene Ontology annotation, molecular function: acyltransferase activity, transferring groups other than amino-acyl groups. Lineage: Eukaryota; Metazoa; Arthropoda; Insecta; Hemiptera; Adelgidae. The record is from RefSeq and is a predicted model, not a curated record. The transcript is spliced from 4 exons.